This is a messenger RNA of Trichoderma virens Gv29-8, 1515 nucleotides long. RefSeq lists its product as uncharacterized. The record is from RefSeq and is a predicted model, not a curated record. NCBI's taxonomy places the organism in Eukaryota, Fungi, Ascomycota, Sordariomycetes, Hypocreales, Hypocreaceae. Gene Ontology annotation, biological process: tRNA pseudouridine synthesis; mRNA pseudouridine synthesis. The annotation marks the transcript as partial. Gene Ontology annotation, cellular component: nucleus. Gene Ontology annotation, molecular function: RNA binding; pseudouridine synthase activity. The transcript is spliced from 4 exons.
AAGGGAAAGAAAGGCGAUAGAGGCCGCGGAGAAUGGAGCCGCACCAAGGUAGACAAGCGGAAGCGCAAUGACGAGUAUCGCGAGUACAAGCGCCGCAAGAUCAGCGACAUUGACAACCCCAAGGCGAAUCCCUUCUCCAAGGAGGAGAUUGAGGCCGAGAGCCGUCGACCGAAGCGCAAAGUUGCCGUCAUGAUUGGCUAUGCCGGCACGGGCUACAAGGGCAUGCAACUCAAUGGCGACGAGGAGACGAUUGAGCGUGACCUCUUCCAGGCCUUUAUCAAGGCUGGCGCCAUCUCAAAGGCCAACGCAGACGAUCCUCGAAAGUCGAGUCUGGCUCGUUGCGCCCGCACAGACAAGGGCGUGCAUGCUGCAGGCAACGUCAUCAGUCUGAAGCUGAUUAUCGAAGAGGAUGACAUUGUCGACAAGAUCAACGAGGCUCUUCCGGCUCAGAUCCGAGUCUGGGGCAUCCAGAGAACCAACAACAGCUACAACUGCUACCAGUACUGCGACUCGCGGUGGUAUGAGUAUCUCAUGCCCAGCUACUGUCUUCUCCCCCCACACCCGCAGAGCUUUCUGGGCAAGAAGCUGGUUGAGAUCAACAAGGAGUACGGUGCCGAAGAGGAAACGAGCGCAAGACUGGCCGAUGUCAAGAAUUUCUGGGAGGAAGUGGAUGAGAAGGAGAUUAAGCCCAUCUUGGCCCGACUAGAUCCAGAGACGAGAGCCGCCGUUUUGGAGAGUCUGCACUCGGAGCAAGCCGCAGCAGAAGCCGAGACAGACGAGACCAACAAGGCCGACAACGAAGAAGCCGCAGAGCCUGCUGCUGCUCAACAAGAGACAGCCAAGGAAGAUGGGGACUAUACGGUUCAGCCCAAGCGCCGCGAGCUGGGACCCGUGGACUUUGCCCUGCGCGACAUCAAGGCGGCGUACAUUGGCGCUAAGCGUGCGUAUCGUGUGUCGCCCGAACGCAUCCAGAGACUGCAGGAGGCCCUCAACAAGUACGAGGGAACCAACAACUUCCACAACUACACGGUCCAAAAGUCGCAUGGCGACCCGUCAUCGAAGCGACACAUCCGAUCGUUUGUCGUGAACCCGAAGCCCAUUAUUAUCGGCGACACUGAGUGGCUCUCGCUCAAGGUCCACGGACAGAGCUUCAUGAUGCACCAGAUCCGCAAGAUGGUUGGCCUGGUGACUCUGAUGGUGCGGUGCGGAACCUCGCUGGACCGCAUCACGGAGAGCUAUGGCCCCAAGAAGAUGGCCAUCCCUAAGAUGCCUGGCUUGGGCCUGUUGCUGGAACGACCCGUGUUUGAAAACUACAACAAGAGGGCAAAGGAGACGCUUGGGCGAGAGGACAUUGACUUUGACAAGUACAAUGAGAAGCUCGAGGCGUUUAAGCAGGAGCAGAUUUACUCGCGCAUCUUUGGCGUUGAGGAAAAGGAGAAUUCAUUCCACAGCUUCUUCACCCAGAUUGACCAGUUUAGAUCAAACCACUUCCUGUGGCUGACUGCCGGAGGCAUG